AUGGACGCCGAUGGCUACCGCCACGAUGGUGAGUAUACAGAAGUAGAGGAUGGCGUGGACGAGGAUAGCGAGGGCGCUGGUGCCCAUGUUGCCGAACUCCACCACCCUGACCCUCGCCGGCAGCUGGAACAGGAACCCCGGCGACAGCAGGAUGAACAGCACCACCGCCACGAUGAUCGGCCCUCAGUCCGUCGUCGCCAUCUCCCUGUCUCGCGCGCACACCUUCGCUGUGACUAUGCUUUGCUUUGCUUGCUUGCUACGUAUACUGAGAGCAAUCGAGUGGUGAGGUCCGCGUCGGUUUGGGGAGUCAAUAAGGGUCCGGUAAAUGCCAUCUUUGGGAGCAAGCAACCGAAAGGGGCGAAAGGCAGUGGCGGCAAAAGACAAAGGCGAGCAGAGAGCAGCUUUAUUACUCGUGAAGAGCGCCGACGCGGUUUGGAGUUUGAAGUUGGAUAG
Molecule: messenger RNA, 453 nt
Organism: Miscanthus lutarioriparius
Lineage: Eukaryota; Viridiplantae; Streptophyta; Magnoliopsida; Poales; Poaceae
Source: the annotation of a GenBank genome assembly